AUGACCUCUAAGGGAGACUCUAAACGUCCAGCUGUUCUUGAGGGCAGUAGUCGCAGUCCGCUGGAUCAGCUUCAACCACCGGUCAACACCAACAAACCGCUGACGCCUUUCAGCAUAGAUGACAUUCUCAACAAACCGUCUGUGAAAAGGAGCUACUUUCUCAGCGGAGAGAAGUUGCCUUCGGCUUGUCACGGCGUGUCCGGCCGGGUGCUGCUCAGUCAAACCUCCCCGCUCUGCGCGCUGGAGGAGCUGGCCAGCAAAACCUUUGAAGGCCUGGAGGUCAGCGUCCUGCAGGCUGCUGAAGGCAGAGACGGGCUAACCCUAUUCGGUCAGAGAAACACCCCUAAAAAACGGCGGAAAUCCCGCACGGCCUUUACCAACCACCAAAUAUAUGAGCUGGAGAAACGUUUUCUGUACCAGAAGUACUUGAGCCCAGCGGACCGGGACCAGAUGGCUCAGCAGCUUGGUCUGACCAACGCACAGGUCAUCACAUGGUUCCAGAACCGCCGGGCUAAGCUUAAGCGGGACUUGGAGGAGAUGAAAGCAGACGUGGAGUCCGCCAAGGCCGCCGGCGCUGUGGCCUUUGAAAAGCUCUCCAAGCUGGCUGAGCUGGAGAAGUCCGCGGCGGCGGCGGGAGGUAUGGGUGAGGGGACGAUUUCUGGGCCGGGCCAAACCGAGCAACACCAGAUCUCUUCCAGAUUCCACACCAUCGACACCCUAGACCCGCUGCAUUUAUUACCUCCAUCACCUGCAUCGACUGACCACCAAGUGUUGCUUGGAUGA
Molecule: messenger RNA, 783 nt
Organism: Haplochromis burtoni (Burton's mouthbrooder)
Lineage: Eukaryota; Metazoa; Chordata; Actinopteri; Cichliformes; Cichlidae
Product: transcription factor LBX1-like
Exons: 2
Coding region: 1-783 (260 amino acids)
Biological process (GO): regulation of DNA-templated transcription
Molecular function (GO): DNA binding; DNA-binding transcription factor activity, RNA polymerase II-specific
Source: RefSeq, a predicted model, not a curated record